AUGGCGCCUCGAGAGAAUUCGCAUGAGCCUACCGGCACGCCGGUGCCGGUAGAAACAGGAUUUGCCACACUAGCACAGCUUAGGGUUGGAGUGAAAGCAUGGGUUGAAAAGGAAGGCGAGAAGCGCAAAGCGGAGCUACUGUCGAUCCAGACUCGUCAGGGUCAGACGAAGUUCUACGUGCAUUAUGAAGACUUCAAUAAGCGUCUCGACGAGUGGAUUGCAGCAGAUCGCAUCGAUCUAUUGCGAGAAGUCGAGUGGCCUGCGCCCGAGAAGAGCGACAAGAAGAAAAGCGGUACUUCUAAGACAGACAAAGCACCUUCCAAGUCGGACCAGAAGAGCCUGAAGAGAUCCCGGAGCAAGCUGGACCGCGAGGUAUCAGGCACACCCGAAUCAACAUCUAGUAAAAUCCCUGGUAAGGCACAGCGACCGUCAAAAGCAAGCGGAAAAGAGAACCAGGACGUGCUGGUCACCAGUGAAGCCACAGAUGGCACGCCCAAGCCCGAAGACGAGGAGAUGGACCUGGUGGACGUCCAGGACGCCGCCGCAGCAGCCAAAGCUGUAUCAGACCAGAAUUACUCACGUGAAGACGAGAUUGAGAAGCUUCGCACGUCAGGUUCGAUGACACAGAACCAGACCGAGAUCUCCCGAGUCCGCAACCUUGAGAAAGUACAGAUGGGAAAGUUCGAGAUCGAACCCUGGUACUUCUCUCCUUACCCCAUCGACUUCGUGGACUCAGACGUCGUCUAUAUCUGCGAGUUCUGUCUCUCAUACUACGGCGAACAGACACAGUUCGAGCGCCAUCGCGCCAAGUGCACGCUUCUGCACCCACCCGGCAACGAGAUCUACCGCGACGACUAUGUAUCGUUCUUCGAGAUUGAUGGCAGGCGGCAGCGGACGUGGUGUCGAAACCUUUGUCUGCUCUCGAAACUGUUCCUGGAUCAUAAGACGCUCUAUUACGACGUUGACCCUUUCCUUUUCUACUGUAUGUGCACUAGGGACGAACAUGGCUGCCACCUUGUUGGCUACUUCAGCAAAGAGAAGGAAUCUGCUGACGGCUACAAUGUGGCCUGUAUCUUGACCCUCCCGCAAUACCAACGAAAGGGGUUCGGAAAGCUACUAAUCGACUUCUCGUACAUACUGUCCAAGCGGGAGGGUAAGCUUGGGUCGCCUGAGAAGCCGCUUUCAGAUCUGGGUCUGCUGGGCUACCGGGCAUACUGGCAGGAAAUCAUCGUAGACCUUCUGAUGGACGGCCGGAUUGAGGCAAACAUCGACGAUCUCGGCGCAGCAACAGCGAUGAUGACGAACGAUGUUUUGCACACGCUGCAGAAUCUCAAUAUGCUGCGCUACAGUAAAAACCAGCACGUCAUUGUCUUAACGGAUGCCGUGCUCGAACAAAGGGAGCGGCAGAAAGCGAAGGAAAAGCUGAAGGGCAAGAGGAGCCUCGACCCAGAACGACUCAUCUGGAAACCGCCUGUCUUCUCUGCCGCCAGCCGUACGUGGAACUGGUAA
Molecule: messenger RNA, 1509 nt
Organism: Didymella exigua CBS 183.55
Lineage: Eukaryota; Fungi; Ascomycota; Dothideomycetes; Pleosporales; Didymellaceae
Product: histone acetyltransferase ESA1
Exons: 3
Coding region: 1-1509 (502 amino acids)
Biological process (GO): regulation of DNA-templated transcription
Molecular function (GO): histone acetyltransferase activity
Source: RefSeq, a predicted model, not a curated record